Molecule: messenger RNA, 1709 nt
Organism: Spodoptera litura
Lineage: Eukaryota; Metazoa; Arthropoda; Insecta; Lepidoptera; Noctuidae
Product: transcription factor E2F7
Biological process (GO): regulation of transcription by RNA polymerase II
Cellular component (GO): RNA polymerase II transcription regulator complex
Molecular function (GO): RNA polymerase II cis-regulatory region sequence-specific DNA binding; DNA-binding transcription factor activity, RNA polymerase II-specific
Source: RefSeq, a predicted model, not a curated record
UCGAGCCUCGCGCGCAAUUUACUACUGUCAAAAUUGUUUACCGUGAGGUUACUUUUGUAGAAUUUCGUAUAAGAUUUACCACUAUUUCUUAUUCACUUAAACUAUAAAAUAUGUUAUUUCUUAUUACGUUUUAUUAUUAGUAAAGAUUUAAUACAAAAUAAGCCCACUGGAUUUGUGUUACACUGUCAAAAAGUACGCGAAUAUUUUGUAAAAUAGGAUUUUUACAUAAUGUUAUCGCAUGAUGUAUGAAGAUGACAACAUAACUUGUACUCCAAAGCGUUGCGUGCUUACUGAAGUUACAAAUUCAACAAACUAUGUGUCACCGACUGCUAACCUCAAGUUACUGACAAAUGUUGCGUUGCAAUAUCCCACACCGCCGCCGAGUGCAGUUCACCGAAAAGAAAAGUCUCUCCAGAUAUUAUGUGACAGAUUCCUCAAUCUAUAUCCUCUUCAUGGUGAUGGCCCAGUGGAAAUACAACUGGAUAGUACUGCAGCCCGGCUAGGUGUGGAGAAACGUCGAAUGUAUGACAUAAUAAAUAUACUCGAAGCCAUGCAGUGUGCUGUGCACAAAAGAAAGAAUACUUAUUUGUGGCAUGGAGGAUCCCGGUUAAAUUCUUUUCUAAAGAUGUUGAAAAAGCAGGGUGAGCACCUCAAGCUGUCAGAAGCACUGCGUGGGAAAGCCCCCAAGCCCCCAACACCAAAACAUAAGACUUUAGGAGUGUUAGCUCAGAGAUUUCUUAUGCUGUUUCUAGUAGAGCCUCCAAAUACUCUUAUCAACCUGGAGAUGGCUGUGCGGGUAUUGAUAGACACCUCUAACAAAAGUAAGACAAUCCUCACUCCUGAGCAGCAGGAUCGCCAACACAAGUCCAAAGUGAGGAGACUCUAUGACAUUGCCAAUGUAUUCAUUUCAAUUGGUCUCAUUGAAAAAGUAUCAGGUAACUUAAUAUUAAAAAAGCCAGUUUUUAAGUAUGUGGGCCCACACAAGAUGAAGAAAUGUGAUAAGACAUUAUUGACAACUCCAUCCCCUAUCACACCACUGUCAUUGCUGGACAGUGAGCAGAGGACCUCAGCUUGCCAUGUGUUUGCUGGAAAGUCUAAACGGAAACUGGAGUUCACCACUCCAACUUCCACCAAAGAACUGAAGCUUGGUAUCACAACCCCACCUCAUACACCGUCACACAAGUGGGAUGAGAUCCUGCUAGUAGCUGACAUGGAACUGACUAGAAUUAACAAAGGAGUAGUCUUGUGAUUAUGUUGAAUUCUAUUGUAAUAAUUAAAAUUUUUAUAGUUCUUUUUUUCUAUUUUGUCUUCCAGGAAUGAAUAUAGAAUGUCAUAGUGACUAUUAUUUUAUAGACAAAAUUAUAAUGUACUUGUUCCUAUAUUUAAAUUUUAUUCAGUUGUUGCUUAGAGCAGAUUAAUUUUAUUUGAUGCAAUAAUAUUUAAUUGCUUCUGGUUAUGAUAGCAAUAUGGAGUGUUAGUUAUUUAGUGCAAAACUUGUACUGAUGUGUGAGAGAUUAGACUGGACUCCGUUUUAUUAUAAUUUAUUUAUGAUCCUAAAUCUAGGAUUAAUAUAUAUUUUGUGACAAAUUAUGUUAUUUUUUACCUGGAGUAUGUAUAGCCAGACCAUUAACUACGACAUUAUACCUAUAGAGUAUGCUUUUAUUUUCUAUUUGUUUAUUCUGUAAUCUUAAUAAAUGAAAUGGCCUUUA